Molecule: messenger RNA, 5046 nt
Organism: Sphaeramia orbicularis (orbiculate cardinalfish)
Lineage: Eukaryota; Metazoa; Chordata; Actinopteri; Kurtiformes; Apogonidae
Product: DNA (cytosine-5)-methyltransferase 3A-like
Biological process (GO): negative regulation of DNA-templated transcription
Cellular component (GO): nucleus; cytoplasm
Molecular function (GO): methyltransferase activity
Source: RefSeq, a predicted model, not a curated record
CUCGUGAGAGAGAGCGAGCAGGCCGGUCGGUGAGAGAGGAGCAGGCGGGGGAGCGCGAGCCAGCCGCGGAGAGAGCAGACCUGGUGGAGCGCGAGGACUGAGAGAGAGAGAGCGAGCGAGAGAGAGAGAGGGGGAGAGAGGGAGAGAGAGGGAGAGAGUGAACAAGAAGAGAGAGAGAGCGAGGAACGUCAGGGUCCGGGUGCCCGAGGGACGCACGACACGGAGAGGGGGAGGUCUUGGUGAGCGAGUGAUCGUCCAGCUGACAGACAGAGUGAAUGAAGCUGCACCUGGUGCUUCUGAGGGCUCUUCCCAUGUUUUGAUUUGCACCAUUUUUUACUUUCUAAACUUGGUUUUACCGAGCCGCUCCCUGCCAUGCCGUCCAACAGUCCUGCUGCCGCUGAACCGCCCCAGACGCCGGAGAACGACACCUCCAUUGAUGUGAGUGAAGAUGGAGUAGACCAGGACAGUCCAGAGGAGGGGACGCCAGCAAGUCCCCGCAACAAACGCCGAGUGGGUCGUCCUGGCAGGAAACGCAAACAGCUGCUUCCUGAGAUGGCAACCUCUGACCCUUGUGCAAACGCCCCCCCAACUCCACCUGAGGAGCCAGAGCCCUCCCCCUCCCCUCGCAAGAAGCGUGGGAGACGGAAACUAGAGCAAACUGAGAAGAAUAAAGAGGAGCCAGACGACAGAAACUGCGACUCCCCCAGAGAGGGUGAGACUGGGAGGCUGCGACGGAGGCCUGUUCCCAGAGUGACUUUCCAGGCCGGAGAUCCAUACUACAUAAGCCGGAGGCAGAGGGAAGAAUGGCUCAGCCGCUGGAAGAUGGAGGCAGAGCGUCGGGCUUACAGGGAAGCUGAGAUGAACAUGAUGGAUGACCUAUCAGAGGGCGACUUUCACAAAGAGGAGGAGCCUGCCAGCCCGGCUCCACCCCCCUCACAGCAGCACACAGACCCCGCCUCUCCUACAGUUGCCGUAACGCCGGAGCCAGUUGCCAGGGGAGACCAGGGCACGCCCAGUGAGAUAGAGUACCAGGAUGGCCGGGGCUUUGGCAUCGGUAAUCUGGUGUUUGGGAAGCUGAGGGGUUUCUCCUGGUGGCCGGGCCGGAUUGUUUCCUGGUGGAUGAGCGGCCGGAGUCGAGCUGCAGACGGCACUCGCUGGGUCAUGUGGUUUGGAGACGGCAAGUUUUCAGUGGUUUGCGUGGAGAAGCUGAUGCCUCUGAGCUCAUUCUCAUCCGCCUUCCACCAGCCCACCUACAACAAACAGUCCAUGUACCGGAAAGCCAUCUUUGAGGCUCUGCAGGUGGCCAGUGUGCGAGCUGGGAGGCCCGUUCCUUCCUGUGAUGCCAGUGAUGAUGCAGAUGGGGUGGAGCUUCAGACCCGAGAGAUGAUCGAGUGGGCAAUGACUGGUUUCUUACCCAGUGGGCCUCAAGCACUGGAUCCUCCAGAGGAGGAACAAAAUCCAUAUAAGGAAGUGUACCCAGAGAUGUGGGCGGAGCCUGAAGCCGCAUACACACCUCCACCUGCCAAGAAACCUCGCAAGAACGCAGCGGAGAAGGCGAAGAUCAGAGAGGUGAUUGACGAAGGGACCAGAGAGAGACUCAUAUUUGAGAUCAAAAAGAAGACCAGAAACAUUGAAGAUAUCUGCAUCUCCUGUGGAAGUCUCAACGUGUCUCUGGAGCAUCCUCUGUUCGUUGGAGCCAUGUGUCAGGGCUGCAAAAAUUCCUUCCUGGAGUGCGCUUACCAGUAUGAUGAUGAUGGCUACCAGUCCUACUGCACCAUCUGCUGUGGAGGCAGGGAAGUGCUCAUGUGCGGCAACAACAACUGCUGUAGGUGUUUCUGCGUGGAGUGUGUGGAUCUGUUGGUCGGAGCCGGUUCAGCAGCCGCUGCCAUUAAAGAAGACCCCUGGAACUGCUACAUGUGUGGACCCCGCAACACAUACGGGUUACUGCGGCGACGGGACGACUGGCCCUGCCGGCUACAGCACUUCUUCGCCAACAACCACGAACAGGAGUUUGAACCAGCCAAGCUGUUUCCUCCAGUGGCAGCAGAGAAAAGGCAGCCAAUCAGAGUCCUGUCGCUGUUUGACGGCAUCGCAACAGGUCUGCUGGUGCUGAAGGAUUUAGGCAUCCAGGUGGACAAAUACGUAGCGUCUGAGGUAUGUGAAGACUCCAUCACUGUCGGCAUGGUCCGUCACCACGGCCGCAUCAUGUACGUGGGGGAUGUUCGCAAAGUAACCCGCAAACAUAUCGAAGACUGGGGACCAUUUGACCUGGUGAUCGGAGGAAGCCCCUGUAAUGACCUCUCGAUAGUCAACCCAGCAAGAAAAGGCCUUUAUGAGGGAACCGGACGGUUGUUUUUCGAGUUUUACCGUCUUCUACACGAGACUCGACCGAAACCAGGUGACGAGCGGCCAUUCUUCUGGCUCUUUGAAAACGUCGUGGCCAUGGGAGUCAGCGACAAACGGGACAUCUCCCGCUUUCUAGAGUGUAACCCGGUGAUGAUUGACGCCAAGGAGGUUUCUGCUGCCACCGAGCCCCGGUAUUUCUGGGGAAACCUGCCAGGCAUGUCCAGACCUCUCGCACCGAUGGCAAAUGACAGGCUGGAUCUUCAAGAGUGCCUGGAACACGGCCGGACAGCCAAGUUUGAGAAGUUGCGUACGAUAACGACACGCUCCAACUCUGUGAAGCAGGGGAAAGACGAGCAUUUCCCCGUUUUCAUGGACAACAAGGAGGACAUCCUGUGGUGUACGGAGAUGGAGAGGGUGUUCGGUUUCCCCGUCCACUACACUGACGUGUCCAACAUGAGUCGUCUGGCCAGGCAAAGGCUGCUGGGACGGUCCUGGAGCGUCCCCGUCAUCAGGCACCUCUUCGCGCCGCUCAAGGAGUACUUCGCCUGCUACUAGUCACGCACCGACUCUCUCUCUCUCGCACUCACACACAUAAAACAGUAUGUAACGACAGACACACACAGGCCACUACACACAGGAACACAGCUAGUACAUGAAGGUUGGCUGACAUUAGACAGAAACACACACAAACACACACAUACUGUAAAGGACUGCUUCCCUUCGUAGAUCCCGUGUAGACCACUGGCCGCCCUUAGUCCCCUGGUGCUACCUUGCUCCUUAAAGCAGAGCUGAUCUAUUCACACUCAGACUUCCUGUCCGAUCUUGAAACUGAUGUCUUCUGGCUUUACUGUGUUGUAGUAGCUGGAGUUCAAACCUCCAGGGGGCGCUAAACUGACAAAGACCCCCCCCCCCAGCUUUCUGUCUUCAACAUCUCUCUGAACCCUCUGAACCGUAGUGACAGAACACAGAUGUACACAAACACAACUGAUAACACUUGUGGUGCUGGUCAGGCAGUGAUCCAGUAUAAAUGGUGCCACUUCAACUCAACACUUUUACAGUUUUUGGUGCUCUAAGAGACUGAACGGUCUCUGGUUGUUUUAAGUCGCUGCGGUUUUGUCAUUAAAAGUGAGUUUAAGGAAAAGUUACGGAAGCAAACGAGGGAGAAACACCAGGCAAGAACAGCAACAAGAUUCCAAAACAUGAAUAUUUACCCAAAAACAAAACAAAAAAAAAUGAUGGGGGAAAAUGCUGAAAUAUUGAUGGUCACAGAUAAACGUAAAAUGUAAUUUAAAAUAAAACAAACUGGAAGGAUUGUAGGUUGUUUCUUAUGACAGUAUAUUAGGGUCAUGUCACGUAAAUGUAUUUAUUAAAUGAGGAGACCCUGAAAAUAAAAACAAAAAUAAAAUAAAAAUAAAAAAAACAUACAUUAAAACAGACUUACAAAAACUUAUGAAAAUUGGAGAUUCUGAAGUAUUAAAUGUACAAGAAAAAAAAUGUAUAUUCCCUGACAAUAAAGCUUUACAUUUAUGAGAAAUUACAAGUUUCUUCGUAUUCGUGAGUAAGAAAUCUAAUAUUGUGUGAGAUUAUAAAGGAAAAAAACGCCAAAUUCUCAGCCUUCAAAUGGUAUAAGGGGGAAAAAAAUCUAUUCUUUUUUUAAAUAUAUGAUGAAAUGGAUGAAUUUACAAAUAAAGAACUCACAAAUAUAUGAAAAAGUAGAAUAUUCUUUGACAUUUUUUUCUCUGAGUUGCAUAUGUAAUGUGAAAAAUCUCUGAGAAUUACAAAUCCAUGUUGGGUAUAAAUAUGGAUGAAGUUGUGUGAAGCUCAAUAGUCUAGUUUUGUGUUGAACUGAAAUGCCGACUAUGCUGAUAUUCUCAGAGAACAUUCCAGUCAUAGUCUUAGUUCUUGGAAUAUUACCCUCCUCCAGUUUUUUUUUAUUUUUUUAUUUCACCUACAGUGACCCUAAUAGUAGAAUUCUGACCUGCUUUGGAGGUACAAAGAAUUAAAUCUCAGCAGAGCCAAAGAGCCGCAGUUUAUAUGCUGAAGUAAAAGCGCAAUGAGUUUUAGAACUACCGACUGGAAAUGUGAAAUACUGAUAAAACAUAAAUGUAUUCACUUAACUGUGAGCAUGAUUUUAUCCAACAUCUAUAAAACACUGAUUCUUCUUCUGAUGCAGCUUAAGAAUCCACUUUGGAGGAAAAAAUGAAGUACUUAGUAAAGAAAAUAUCAAAAAAAGGCAUAAAAUAGAAAAUAUAUCAUUCACAAUGGAUGUCCAACGUGCCUACAUACAGGUUUUUAGUUUAUAAUUGACAGCUUCAGUCGUCUUCUUCUUCAGUGUGAACAGCGCCCUCCAGUGGACAAACCAGUACAGAAUAUGACGAUGUUAGAAUAAAAAAAUAAUAAUAAUUAAAGUAAUUUAAAGCUUCUCUAUUUAAUACCUACAUGUUCUUAUAUAUUUAUAAAGUAAGAGUUCUCUGCAAACAGGAUUUACCUCCACUGCUUCUGUUAAACCAGAAAACUCCAGAAAACGUGUCUUUUAGAGUGAGUAUACAAACCACUUUACUAUAGAUACUGUAGUAUUUCCUUUAAACUGCCUUUAGUACUGUUGACGUACAUACUUGAUAGCAUGAAAUAAUGCUGGUUUGUGUAGUAAAUGACUGUUAAUUACUGUAAGUGAAUGUGAAAUCGAUCAAUAUUGAGAGA